This is a messenger RNA of Drosophila bipectinata, 597 nucleotides long. Its product is annotated as neuropeptide-like protein 28. The record is from RefSeq and is a predicted model, not a curated record. Lineage: Eukaryota; Metazoa; Arthropoda; Insecta; Diptera; Drosophilidae.
CUGGAUCACAGUUUACGGACAACAACGCAUCUAACAAGAACACCCGGCUGGGAAAAAAGUUGCUAAUUUGCCACAAAUCACAAAGCUCAAGUAAAUCCCCUAGAAGUUUUGUAAACAAUCUCAGCAAUGACAAAGAUAUUUUCCAUUAUUUUGGCAUUGUCCUUUGUGGCGGUCAUAUCUGGAGGUCCUAUUGAGAACGAAAAUGCAGGUGCCGAUGGGGACCUAGCCACGGCCGAUUCCAUUGGUUACGGUUAUUAUGCGGCUCCUGCUCCUCUGUACUAUGGCGGGUAUGGUGGAGGAUAUGGUGGUGGCUACAAGUACGGAGGAUACCGAAGCUAUGGAAGAUACUACGGCGGGUAUUACCGCCCGAGAAUUUAUCCUGUGUGGGGUUAGACCCAGUGACAUUUAAAAACUGAAACCGUUCCUAUAUUACCAUUGCAGUUACCAAAGAAAUUAUACAAGCCCCUCACAGCUUAACCCUUUCACUGACUUGAAACUCAUUUUGAUGUUUUGGCGAUGACGUUAGAGGAGUUUUUGACCCCAGGCACAAUUAACACCGGCAUAAUCGCAAUAAAAACAAAACAGUUUAUAUACAGA